AUGAAGGUGAUCCAACAGAGGAAUGUAUACUUCGUGGACUUGGGGAAGUGUAUAUAUAGGGGAUUCAUAGAGACAGCAAUAGAGCGGGAUUCCGGAGAAAAUGUUCUUGUGUACAGGUCAAAGGACCUUGACAUUUUGAAGGUCGAUAUAAUAGCUUCUGGGAAGUUGAGGGUUGCGGAUUACAUGAGCAGGGAUGCAACAGCCGCCAUUGACAAGAACGAGGCAUCCUUUAGUAGAAACAUGUGGAAGAAUAUAAGUUCUGAGGGCAUACUUGAGGUCCAAAUACCCGAGGAAGUCAAGGAGGAUACAUUCACAGUAAGGGUUCUUUAUAAAGCAAAAGAAAACAACAAUUCCAUAGAGUUUUACAAGCCGGUUUCGUCAGAGGACAAGCACAAAGAGAUAGUCGCAUCCAAUAGAAUGUUUGACUCCUCUUCAAUAUUUCCGUCGUUUUCCGUGCCCUAUAAGAGCAAAUGGGAGCUGGUUUAUAUUCUUCCUAGCAAUGAUGAAACGAAAAUCAUAUCGCCUGGGAUUCUCAAAAGCAUAAAAGAAGAAGAAGAUGUGAUAUUGUAUUCUUAUGUAGUGGACAUGGCCUAUAGCGGGGCAAUAAAUUUCUGCAUAGGGACGUUUGAUAGCUACGAAGUAUCCACUGGAGAUGAUAGAAAGGCUGUGUGCAUUCCAAAAGGAUUCGACGGAUAUAAGGAUUGUGUGAGAGAAUUUUGCUGUGACGUAGAGAAUCUGAUCAGGUAUUCGGAGUAUUUUCUUCAAAGAGAAUAUCCAUUCAAGGCUCUUUCGAUUGCGUUUGUGUUUGGAGAUGCAGACAAGGUAUAUGGAGAGAGUACUGCGUUUUUGGCCCUAUCAAACCUUACAUUUUUGAACGACAUCGAGCCGAUGUUUCUUCUGAAGAGAAUAAUAUGUGACAUACUAAGCUCUCAAAUAUUCUACUUCUAUUUUUCUGUGGUGGAAAGGGCAGACUUUUGGAUCUCUGAGGGAAUGAAAGGGUAUUUUGAAGACUACUGCGUAAGGCAUUUUCUAGGAAACAACGAGUUUCUAUAUGGUCUCAAGAAGGACAAAGACUACAUACUUGACAGGGAUGUUACAGAGUAUGCAUUGUACGAUACUAGAAGGACCUUCUUUUCGAUGAGGGAGAAGUUUUUCAAAACAAAAUCCAAGGUCUUUUUCCAUCUUUUGGAAGGGAAUCUUAGUAGAGCCUUUAUGGAAAAGAUUCUGAACUACACAAUAAAGAAGAAGAGCGAUGUCAGAGAAAACUAUAGCUUCGAGUUUGUCAAGCUCGUCAAGGAUGUCACCGGAAAAGACCUUCGAUCUCUUUUCGAAACUUAUGUGUUUAGGCCUGGGGUAGUAAAGGUAAGACUCGGAUUCACGAUAAACAAGAAAAACAACAGAGUAGACUUCACUGCCAGCCAGAUUCCCACAAGUAUAUUUUCUAAUGGGAACAAGACGAUAUCUGGCCCUGUGACCAUAUGCAGUUAUGAAAUGGAAGGGAUAUUUGAGCAUGUGUUUAUGCUGGAUAGAGAGAAUCAUUUCUAUUACCAUCCAAAGACGAAGAAAAAGAAGAAGUCUGAGGAAGAGGAAGAGGUGAUGCCCUUACUGUGGAUAAGGGCAGACACGAAGGGGGAACAUUUGGCAAAAAUAGUUAUAGAGCAACCUGACUAUAUGUUUAUAGAACAGCUUCUGGAUAAGAACAUCAUUGGCCAAAUGGAGGCUUUGGAAAAUCUCUCGAUAAAGCCAUCGACCCAUGUCUGCGAGAUAUUUGAGCGAAUGCUCGAGAAUACCCAUAUCUUCUACAAAAUAAGGAUCCAUAUACUAUACAUCCUUUCUAGAACGAUAGUCGGAAGCUACUAUGGGUUCCAAAGACUCAUCCAGUAUUUUGUGAAGAAGUAUUGUGUGCAAACAUCUACGAUAGUCAAGCCAAACGACUUUUCGUUUAUUCCAUACUUCAUACAGAAGCAUCUUGUAAAGGCCCUAUCAUAUGCAGAUCCAUUUGUUUUCAAAAACUAUUCAGGAAGAGAGGUGGGAUCUGCAAGUAUCAUUUCUGCAUUCAUCAUCAACAUACUCAAAUUCAACGACAAUUCAUUCAACUCCUACAGUGAUGGGUGGUACAUAUCUUCUGUAAUCGAAAGCCUGAGCUUUCCCCUUUCCUCGAUGAGCUUUUCGGAGUUUUAUUCUGAUAAAUACACAAAGUUCAAAGGCGAAGGAUAUUCUUCUCGUGGAAAGGAGAAGGCAGGAGAUGACAUAAACGAACUGUUCAAGGUGGAGAGGGUUGAUGCGAAGGACAGUAUGCCAGGGAGUAGCAUUUCUGGAAUAAAUAAUAAAAAGAGCACGGACACACCCAGCCCAAAUGAGGACUAUGAGAACACUCCAUCAUUAUACAGCUCGGCAAAUAAUUCAGACAUAAAAAUAGAGAACAACAAAUCUUCAGAGGAACAUAAAAAAGGAGAAAAGACGGAGCCAUUGGAGAAUCCUGACUACCUCCAUCUCUCAAUUUCCGAGAUUGAAAGGUUCAGGAUUUUGGACAUGGUUUUCCCAUCCCACAGAAAUCUGGUAAGCAAGUCCUGUCUCUAUGCCUUGGGGCGUAUUUCUCUGUUUGGAAUGGCAAGUUUGAGGAAAAAUGCUUUAAUUCAGCUUUCGAAAUAUCCUAACUUUUGUAGCAUCAGAGUUGCAGCGCUUGAGGUUUUGCUUGCACUAUUUUACGAGGACGAAGAGGUAGUUGAAGAAGUCCUUGAAAUGCUAGAAAAGGAAACAUUUACCAUAAAGUGCAUGACUUUUGACAUUAUGAUAACUCUUGGGCUGUCUCCCAAGUUUGGUUUUAAAAAGGUUUUGAAGGGAAAAAGAAAAAAGAUGUUUAGACUGCUAAGGCUCAACCAGGGAAGCAUUACCAUUAAGGAGAAAAUUACGAGCCUGAUAUAUCUCAUAGAAGACAUGGAGUUAACACGCGAUGAUUAUCAAAAGGCUGUGGCCAAAGUUUAUGAAGAGACUCUACCCGAUGAUCUGCGUAAGACAAUCAACCGCUUGGGUAGAGAGUUUAUGGGUGACAGACAUACUAGUCUGAAGCUGAGUAGUAUGGGUGUACUCAAGAGGAAGCUUUUGCAGACAGAGUAUCUUAUUAGAAUUCCCAUUUCAAAAAGGAGUAAGCUGUCCAGGAAAUCCAUGGUGCAUAAAGAGGAGUCUUUGCAUGUAGAUGCAAGUGCCGACUCACCCAAAAGGGCCAUUUAUGUAAAGGCUCCCAAUAGAAAAACUGUAGAAGAUAUGAAAGGCUUAAAGAAACAUGGCUCCAAAAAUAACCUUCGAACAAAUGUCACAAACCCGCGCAUCGGAACUAUGGUCAGAAUUCCAAGCUCCUUCAAAGUUAGGCUCAAGCAUCCAGAAAAGUAG
Molecule: messenger RNA, 3390 nt
Organism: Encephalitozoon hellem ATCC 50504
Lineage: Eukaryota; Fungi; Microsporidia; Unikaryonidae
Exons: 1
Coding region: 1-3390 (1129 amino acids)
Biological process (GO): transcription initiation at RNA polymerase II promoter
Cellular component (GO): transcription factor TFIID complex
Molecular function (GO): RNA polymerase II general transcription initiation factor activity; chromatin binding; transcription cis-regulatory region binding
Source: RefSeq, a predicted model, not a curated record